This is a messenger RNA of Fusarium oxysporum Fo47, 2628 nucleotides long. RefSeq names its product heterokaryon incompatibility protein-domain-containing protein. The record is from RefSeq and is a predicted model, not a curated record. The transcript is spliced from 2 exons. Lineage: Eukaryota; Fungi; Ascomycota; Sordariomycetes; Hypocreales; Nectriaceae. The coding region runs from base 157 to 2628 and encodes 823 amino acids.
CGGGAUAUCCACAGCUCUUACUGGCUGUUUAACGACACUUCAGCAUGGGUGUAUGCUGACAUUCUGGUUCCCUCCGUUCAACAUCAACUUUAAUAACUCGAGCUCACUUAUGAAAACUUAUGGGAUCAUAUCAAACUCGUAUCAUUCCCAGACAAAAUGGCAUCCAAUACGAAAACAUGUUUUGUUGAGCGCAAGGACGCCAUUCAGGUCCACGAUCACUGUCCCGAGCGGCCCUAUGUUGAGUUGGAAGUGCCGCAAGAUGCAAAGAGAGUCACUGCAGUUACUUUCGGUGGCAUAUCUCGCGAUCAAGGCUGGGCAGACAGAUCAGAAGCAGUUUCUUUCACCUGGUGGGACGCUUCAGUAAAGCGUCCUGAAGGCCGUGGAGAUCUACGCACGAUUACUGUACUCAAUAACCGUCUUGCAAACGAUGAGCCCCAGAACUGGUCUGAUCGAUGGACUGUUUUUCAUGGGCCAAGACGGCGACUCUGGAUUGAAGCCCUGCGACCAGGCGAUAUUAUUCAGUUGAUUCCUCGAGCUAUGUAUAUGGCAUGGGUGAAUAUCAUCGACGAGGGAAGCAUCAAGAUUGAAUACGAACCUAAGGAGUUGGAGGAAGAACUCCAAGGCCUGCAACUAACCUCAAAUGCUUCGCAUUAUUCCGGGGCGUUGAGUGUUGAGAGGCAGGAUAUCCGGCUUCUUCACGUUGAGCCAGGGACUUUUGAUGACCCGAUCAGAUGUUCCUUUCGCGUGGCAAGCCUGAAGGAAGUCGAGGCCAAAGGGAUCGACUUCCACGCACUGUCGUAUUGCUGGGGAGAUCCUACCGAGCGAGAGGAGAUUUUCUUAUCGAAAGAAGGUGACUUCGACAAUGAAAAAGAGGGGAUGUCCUUUAGUAUCGGAAAGUCUGCUGCCCAGGCUCUGCGCCGCUUGAGACUAGAGAGAGAAACUUUGGUCAUUUGGAUCGAUGCUGUGUGUAUCAACCAGGAUGAUCUUGUAGAAAGAGCACAACAGGUUACGCUCAUGAGUCAAAUUUACUCUUUGGCCUCCGUCGUUCAUAUCUGGCUUGGAGAGGAUAACCACGGCGUUGAAGCUUGCUUGAAGCUUAUCCGAGAUAUCUGCAACUCAAACUCCGGACUAUGUCAAGGCGGUGAACAAUGCUCAUGCGCUGGAACAGCCCACUCAGCUCCCCUUGAAGAGGUUAGGGCGUAUGAGCAAAGCAAGAAGAAUGAGGGUAAGGCUAUCUCAUUCAAGGGGAUGUUGGAAGUCUUCGACAUCCACUUGAAGACUUGGACAAGGGAGAUCAUAGACCUUGCGGGCUGGUAUGGGAACACGCAACUAUCGUUCCUCAUGAGCACUCUCUAUGAGAACCCAUGGUUCACGAGAGUAUGGGUUAUCCAGGAAGCUCUAUCAGCAAAACAACCCUUCAUUCACUGCUCGGGGGAGCAGGUCCCCUGGGAAGAAGUGGUGCAAGUCAGCAACUGGCUUGAGAAUCCUGGAUACUCCAGCCAAAACCCCCAUAUUGUCUCACAGCAGAUUUCCAUGGCGGCUAUUUGGAAGACUUUGAAACCAAAGGGAAAGACUACGGAGGUUCCGACUACUCCAAUCGAAACACAGGACACGAACGAGUUAUCGAGUAUUUUAGAAGUGUUUCUUUCGGGCCUGGAUCUCAAAGCAACCGAUCCUCGGGAUAAACUGUUUGCUUUACUGACCUUUGCGAAUGAGACGCAUGAUACUACGAAGUUGGAUGACUUGAUUCGACCUAACUACGACAAGUCCAAGGAGAGAGUAUUUGCUGACUUUACGCGCUGGUGGAUCCGAGAGCACAACUCAGUGGCUAUCUUGUCGUCUAUCCAUUGUCAACCAUCACGAACUUGGGUCAAGAUUCUGGGGUCCGAAGCCCAAGAUCCAGUGUCGAACCGACCAACUUGGUCUGUUGACAGCAGAGGAAGCUCAAGACGGACGCAGGCCAAUUUGAACGCCCGCUUCAAAUUCAAAGCAGCAGGCGAAACAAAGCCAGACCUUGACCUCCUCAAAACCGACGAUCCUCUUGUUCUUCGACUUUCAGGUCUUCAUAUUACCAAGAUCAAGAACAUUAGCCACGCACCUAUCGAGUACAUAUACCCUUACCAAAGCCCUGUCGAAAAGCAAAGCGAAUUAUCUCAAGUCUUCGAUAAGAUCUUCGACCCCUGUGCCCUGUCACCAUUCUGGUCAAGAAACCAGAGUCCAGAUGGCUUCAAAACAGAAAGCAAUGAGACAUGCAACAUGAAAUACCUUGACCAUAUGCGCUCUCACUGGAACUACCGUGCGCGAGAACCACUCGAAGUGUUGAAGCCAAGCGCCGGCAAAGAGUUGGAGCACUACAAGACGAAUAAGCUUCCAACAUGCAUGGAACCUUGUUUCUUUGCCACGACUUCGGGGUUGUUUGGAUUGUGCCCUUGGCGAUCGAAGGAGGGAGAUGUGAUCGUGUUGCUUGAUGGAGGUAAUGUGCCUUAUUUGCUGAGGCCUGUUAGUGAGCAGAAGUUUGAGUUGGUUGGUGAGUGUUUUGUACAGGGGAUUAUGCAUGGGGAGAUAUUGGGGGGGUUGGCGAAGCUUGGGGACGGGCUUGGGAAGAGGCAGGUUUUCAGUAUCGUUUGA